Messenger RNA from Ailuropoda melanoleuca (giant panda), 1829 nucleotides. RefSeq names its product immediate early response 2 (gene IER2). Bases 161 to 829 code for a protein of 222 amino acids. The record is from RefSeq and is a predicted model, not a curated record. The transcript has a single exon. NCBI's taxonomy places the organism in Eukaryota, Metazoa, Chordata, Mammalia, Carnivora, Ursidae.
CUCGGGUGGCGGGCGCCAGGACAGAGCGUCCUAGCGGUGUCACAGCGUGGGUUGGCGUGAGGGGAGACGCGUGAGCGAGCGCGUUGCCCGGAGUGCACCUGCUACCUGUCCUGCCCAACCAGGGAGUCCCCGCCGCCCUCGCCCCCGCCGUCGAGCCGCCAUGGAAGUGCAGAAGGAGGCGCAACGCAUCAUGACUCUGUCGGUGUGGAAGAUGUACCAUUCGCGCAUGCAGCGCGGUGGCCUGCGGCUGCACCGGAGUCUGCAGUUAUCGCUGGUCAUGCGCAGCGCCCGAGAGCUCUACCUCUCAGCCAAGGUGGAAGCCCACGAGCCCGAGGUGCCCUUGCCGCCCGUCCGCUCGCCUGAUCCUCGCCUGCACCAGUCGCGGGAAGCGGAAGCUGUAGCCGAGGCAGCGCCCCCCGACGGUGAGCAGCCCUCUCCGGAGCCCAUGGACACGCGGGAGGCGCCGCGAGCCGAGGAGACCCCAGCCCUCUGUGCCCCGCGCCCCGCAAAAGUCAGCCGAAAGCGGCGGAACAGCAGCCUGAGUGACGGCGGGGACGUCGGACUGGUCCCAAGCAAGAAAGCCCGUCUAGAAGAGGAGGAGGAGGAAGGAGCCUCUUCGGAGGUCCCUGAUCGCCUGCAGCCACCUCCCGCGCAAGCUGAGGGCGCCUUCCCCAACCUGGCGCGCGUCCUACAGAGGCGCUUCUCUGGCCUCCUGAACUGCAGCCCCGCCGCCCCCCCGACGGCGCCGCCGGCGUGCGAAGCGAAGCCGGCCUGCCGCCCGGCGGACAGCAUGCUGAACGUGCUCGUGCGGGCCGUGGUGGCCUUCUGAGGGUCCCCGAGCGGCGCUACCGGAGCCCAGAGCGCGGGCCGAACCGUCGGCCGGAGUGUGCAGACCCGAGGCGAGGCCCACCCCCGUGGGAGUGCCCGCCGAAACGGUGGAGAGGAUCUGCUGCCCGGGCUGCUGAGAAGCCUGAGGAGGGACUCUGCCCCCGGGGAGCCGUCGCCGCCUGUGUGCCGCGGCGGCGCCGAUGAGCCUGAGCCGGGAGCGCGAGCGCCUUCCGCCGAGACCUGCUGCGCCCACAGGUGCUGUCUUAACGGACUGGGACGUGGACCUUUCCCUCUCCUUCUGGGACUGGGAGCAGGGAGGUUUGGUUCUUGAAACUCCUCAGGGUCGGACUUUUAUUUUUUACUGGGAGCUGUGCUGCCCUUUCAAGGUUUUUCAAUAGUUGGUGUUUGCAUUUCCAACCUCAAAGAAUUCCAGGCAGGCGCUCCCCUUCCCCCACCAGUGACAUACUUGUGCAAGCGGUCAUCGUUGCGUCAUGGGGCAGACGUGGGGAGCUUCCUGUUGCCUUGCGUGGGUGUGGGGCCUGGGAGGAGGGUCUGGGGUGUGGAUCGCCCUGGGGAAUGGGAGGAGGGCGUCCUGAGUCACGUCGCCCCGCUUGCUGCGGGUUUGUGCCCCGCGCCCCUGCGCCUUCGGGCGAAUAGCGGGGGAGGGUGGGGGCUGAUCUAAUUUCAGGUUACAAUUUUUCUCAUCUGGUGCGUUAGAGAUGGGGAACAUGUUCACAAUCUCAAGCGUGACCAUCCCUCAGACACACAGACACAACCCAGACGAUCCUGGUCUGAAUCACAGAAAUUGGUGAGGGUGUUUAGAGCACUGUAAGGCUGAGCUGGGACCAGUUGCUGGUGGUACUGGGCCAAUUUGGGGAGGGGAAGAUUCUUGCCAGGGCGUCCCGAGGUCUGUUUACCUUUACUGUGGUGAAUUCUGUUUAACUUCAUCUAUCUGGCCUUUUGCUAGAAACGCCAGAUAAAAUAAAAACCAUUUGAAUAAA